Messenger RNA from Macrosiphum euphorbiae (potato aphid), 282 nucleotides. The record is from the annotation of a GenBank genome assembly. NCBI's taxonomy places the organism in Eukaryota, Metazoa, Arthropoda, Insecta, Hemiptera, Aphididae.
AUGUACUUUGACCCGACGUUUUCUCGGCAACCGGCGAUGUCCUUACACGCUCAUCUCCAUUUACACCACCCCUCGCAAACUAUUGCCCAGAUGACCUCCCCCGCUGGUCGAAACAGCACUUGCAGUCCAGCACAAUGCAAUCCAAUAUCACAAUGGAAGCCGUUUAUACGUGCAGAGAGAUCUUUCUACGGCUGUCCGCGACGUUUUCCGACCAUCCAUCAAAUAGAUGUCAUUAACUUAAUAUUGGUCGCCCGUAAUCUGGUGCCGCAUAAUGCGAACUAA